Molecule: messenger RNA, 1523 nt
Organism: Menidia menidia (Atlantic silverside)
Lineage: Eukaryota; Metazoa; Chordata; Actinopteri; Atheriniformes; Atherinopsidae
Source: the annotation of a GenBank genome assembly
CACCACAUGGACAGUAGAUUUGUAAUUAUUGCUUUUUUUUUUUCAGAAAGCUGUCAACAAUGCGGAUUAUUUCUCGUCAGUUGGCUCUAACGGCUGUGGCUGUGCUCAUGCUCACAAUUGUGUCCUACAAUGAAGCCAAGACAACGCAGAAACCAAAGUAUCAGUAUACAAAGAAGCCCAUCUCCCUGGUUACUGUUCACAACCCUGUCACCACCAGCCUGCCCAAGACGCUCAAGAUAGUGGAAACCCCGAAUCCUGUACAGCCCCAGCUGCAACCCACCCCUGAGCGGAUAACCUACCCAAGCCACGCUUACCCUCAGCACCACAGCGACUACACAGAGCACCCUGGUGUUGGCAGUGAGAAUUACACCCUGGAUUAUAACGAGUGCUACUUUAACUUCUGUGAAUGUUGUCCGCCUGAGAGGGGUCCCAGAGGCCUGAAGGGAGAUAGAGGCCUGUCCGGGCCACCUGGUGUAAGAGGACCGGCUGGAGAAGAUGGUUUCUCUGGACCGCCUGGUCUAAGCGGUCCUAUGGGCUUUAAGGGAGAAAAAGGGGACAAAGGUGACAGAGGAAAUAUUGGAACUCCUGGGCCACCAGGAGUUCAAGGAAAACCAGGACAAAAAGGUGAUUUUGGCCACAAAGGUGUAAAAGGUGAAACAGGCUUCCAAGGUGUCAAAGGUGAAAGAGGGGAAAAAGGAGACCCCGGGCAGAAUGGCACUGCAGGUGAGAAGGGAGAACCAGGACAACAAGGGCCAGCUGGACCUCCAGGAGCAGCUGUUGAGCACGGUCUUAAGGGAGAGAAAGGAGAUAAAGGGGAGUGUGGCAUUUUUGGGGAGAGAGGACCAAAAGGGGAGAGAGGGGAUGCUGGGUCCCCAGGCAUUCCAGGUGCCAUGGGAAUUCCAGGAAUCAAUGGCAAGCAUGGUGCCCCUGGACCUGUAGGCAUUAGAGGGGAUCAGGGACCUCCUGGACCUCCAGGAGACCCAGGACUGAGAGGGCCUCAGGGACCACAGGGUAUGAGAGGGAUGUUUGGGCCAAAAGGGGACAGAGGUUACCCUGGGAUGAGGGGGGACCGGGGCUUCCGCGGAUUCAAAGGAGCCAAGGGAUCUGGGAUACCUCAGAAACGCUCUGCCUUCAGCGUAGGUAUCUCUCCGAGGAGAUCCUUCCCACCUUCCGGUUUCCCGAUACGCUUUGACAAAAUCUUCUACAACGAAGAGAACCACUUCAAUGUCUCUUCCAACAGCUUUACAUGCGUUCACCCUGGGGUUUAUGUCUUCUCUUUCCAUAUAACUGUGCGCAAUCAGCCACUACGCGCCACUCUAGUAGUGAAUGGGUCACGGAAAGUGAGGACACGGGACUCACUGUCCGGCCAAGACAUCGACCAGGCGUCCACUCUGGUGGUGCUGCGGCUGGCAGCAGGUGACCAGGUGUGGAUGGAAACAUUCAGAGACUGGAAUGGGGUGUAUGCCAGCAGUGAGGACGACAGCAUCUUCUCUGGGUUCCUUCUUUACUCAGACAAAAUCUGA